AUGUGCUCCUGGGUGGUGACAGCCCUCUGCAUACUUUUCGCUAUGGGCGGCGAGGGCCAGGAGCACGGGCCGGUGUUCCUGAUGGAGCCGCCCCCUCGGCUGGUCUUCUCCAACGGCACCGGAGCCAGGGUGUCGUGCGCUGCCCACGGCUUCCCAUCACCACAGCUGGCCUGGCAGCAGCAUGACGGCGCGCAGUUGGAAGACGUGCCUGGAUUGCGACAAGUCCUCGAGAACGGAACACUGGUGCUGCAUCCCUUUCCAGCAGUUCAGUACAGGCCUGACAUCCACGCCACAGUGUACCGCUGCCGGGCGCACAACUCACACGGCGCUAUAGUCUCCAGGGACAUGAGGACACAAGCAGUCGUCUGGCAAGACUGGAGUGCCCGGGUCACCUCCACCCCGGCUGAAGCUGGUGGACCCUCGCUCCUCUCCUGUGUAGCUCCGGUCAGCGUGAGGGAGCACUCCUCAGUGGCCGCGUGGUACAGGAACGACGCCGUCUUACCGGCCACUGAUCAUAUGGCCGGAGCCACACUUCUAGUAGACGAAGGCUGGAAGCUCAUAGUCCGCGCGGUGACGACAGAAGAUGCGCGCGCGCAGUACUCCUGCUCAGUUCUAGACUCACUCACUGGGGAGAGAAGGCAAAGUGCGCCUAUUGGUAUCGAUGUCACCCCCACCAGCCUGCCAUCAUCUCCUCGGGCUCUGACCCACGGCCUAUGGGAAGCGACCGUGAGGAGAGGCGGCGAUGUGGUGCUACCCUGCCUCGUCCACAGCACCCCACCACCCACUAUCACCUGGUACCGAGAAACCGCUGGUGGAGUCCUCCGUGAAGUCCGCGACACUGAGGGCGGAGGCCGGUACAGCAGGUCUCAUGACUCCAUCGGCAUCAGACGAGCAGAGACAGCUGACGGUGGACGCUGGGCCUGCAGAGCUGCCAACUCCCAUGGUCACAUAACCAUACGUCUUCAUCUGACUGUUUACGCGCAUUUGACAGUACAUGUGCAGCCUCACACACAGGUGGUAAACAGCGGUGGAACAGCCACCAUCAAUUGCACUUGGGGCGGAUGGCCAGCACCUCGUCUGGAGUGGCUCCACAACGGGGUACCUCUCGGCUCAGGAGUCGCCGGAGGCAGGGUCAGGGUGCAAAACAGUGGGGAACAACUCGUCAUCACAUCAGUCCAUCGAGCUGAUAAAGGCGUUUACCAAUGUAUGGCGAGGAACGAGAGGGACUCUGCGCAGGCUAGCGCGGAGUUGAGACUUGGAGACACAGCUCCAGAACUCCAGUACACCUUCAUAGAACAAGUCCUGAGACCAGGUCAGGUGGUGACCCUCAAGUGCUCAGCUGUCGGCUCCCCACCUCCACAUUUCACGUGGCAACUGGAUGGUCUCCCUCUGAACACUAUUGCAAUGGGGCACAGAUACAGCGUUGAACAAUUCGCCACAAAGACCAAUGACGUGGUGAGCUACCUGAACAUCUCAGCGGUGAGGUCUGACGAUGGAGGCCUGUACACCUGCAGGGCUGCCAACUCCUUGGGGGAAGUGUCCCAUACCUCCAGGUUGAACAUAUAUGGGCCGCCGUACGUAAGAUCCAUAGGUCCCGUGAGGGCCGUUGCUGGCCGAGAAUUGGUGCUCUAUUGCCCUUACUCCGGAUACCCAAUAAGCUCAGUAAAAUGGCAACGCAACGGGAGUCCUAUCGAAUGGGACAACAGCAUGGACGGAGCCCUGAGGAUACCAAAAGUGGACCCGUCCCAUGCUGGGGAGUACACUUGUCUGGUGAUGGGAUCCCAUGGAGAGAUCGCCAGGAAGGAACUGCAACUGGUGGUCAGCAAUCCUCCGGAAAUCGAGCCAUUCUCUUUUUCCGCUAACUUGCAAGAGGGGAAGAGGGCUCAGGUCGGCUGCAGCGUCACAUCUGGAGACAUGCCAGUACACUUCACCUGGUUGAAGGACAAUGCUCCUAUAUCCUCUGCUUUGCAGGUGGAAGAGCGGACGGCUGAUUUUUUCAGCAACCUCGUUUUCAAAGAGGUUUUCGCUCGUCACAGCGGCUUAUAUACUUGUGUGGCAUCUAACUCCGCCGCAAAAGUUAAUUACACGGCCGAAUUGGUCGUCAAAGUGUCCCCCAAAUGGGUGACGGAGCCCAAAGACGAGGCGGUGUUGGCCGGGGAAUCCCUGGCACUGCACUGUCAAACCACGGGCUCCCCCACACCGCAGGUCUCCUGGUUGAAGCAACGAGGGGGGGCAUCAUCAUCAGACUACACGCCUCUAGUGAACCUCGGUGGAAGAUUCCAGGUCUUGUCAAAUGGGACUCUCUGGAUUGAAUCAGCACUGCCUUAUGACGAGGGUCACUACAUGUGCAAGGCUGAAAACGGGGUAGGGUCACCCCUCACCAAGACCAUUGCUGUGGCUGUCAAUGAACCGGCCCGGUUCGAGCUGACUUCGCACAAUAUGACGGCAAGACGCGGAGCGCCCGCCACGCUGGUGUGCGAUGUGGGAGGAGACAGCCCCAUCCGCCUGACCUGGGCUCACAACAUGAACCAUUUAGAUCUUAAUACUUAUAGGUUAAGCAUCUCCGAAGCAAAGACUGAUAGUGGUUUAAGGUCCCAGCUGUAUAUAAGCAGAGCCGACCGGCAGGACUCGGGCGUUUAUAAGUGCCAAGCAGUUAACGCUUACGGUCACAGCGACCAUUAUAUUUAUCUCUCCGUCCAAGAGAAGCCCGACACACCUCACUCGCUCUCCGUAACGGAGAUCCUAAGCCGGGCGGUGCGGCUGUCCUGGAGCCAGGGUUUCGACGGCAACUCCCCGCUCGUGGGGUACACGCUGCAGUACUGCGCGCUGGCCGCCCAAGGCGCCCUCCGGGGGAACCAAUGGGAAUCUGCUACUAGCCUCAACGUGUCCGUCCAUGGCGCCACUCAUCCACACAUCACUCUCUCAAAAAAGGGGGAUAUACACUACGAAGCCUUGCUGAGCAGUUUGAAGCCUCAUACGGCAUACAUGAUUCGUAUCGCGGCCAUCAACCAAAUUGACAGGAGCGCCUUUACUGAGCCUGUCGUCGUCAAAACUCAGGAAGAAGCGCCAUCAGAAGCACCAACAAACGUUCAAGUGACAGCUGGUGGUCCGGGAGAGCUGCACGUGUCCUGGCGGCCGCCGCCCAGGGACGCGUGGCACGGGGAGCUGCUGGGGUACUCCGUCACCUGCACCGAAGUGGGGCCUGGAGCCAGUAGAAAUACUACCAGAACCUUGACAGUUAACGGGUGGUCGGCUACAGAGUUGAAUCUAUCUGCUCUGAGAAAAUUCACUCGGUAUGAAGUGAGAGUUAGAGCGUUUAACGGAGUAGCGGCAGGACCGCCCUCAGCUCCUGUCUCGGCUACUACUUUAGAAGGAGUGCCCGAAUCUCACCCGACCAGCGUCUCCUGCUUUCCUCUGUCAUCGUCCAGCAUGAAGGUGACGUGGGGUCCGCCUCCAAUUGGUCAGCACGGAGGACUGAUUCAGGGGUACAAAGUCAUCUACUCGCCGCUGACUACUGAUCACGCCGAUGUAGGCGAGAUCAAGCGUGUGACUACAACAGACACCUUCCUGCACACGCUGAGAAAGUACACCAACUACUCCAUACAAGUCCUGGCCUUCACCAACGCUGGAGACGGCAAGAGGAGCCCCCCGGUCUACUGCAUGACUGAGGAAGAUGUGCCAUCUGCCCCCGAGAAAAUCAAAGCACUGCCGUUCUCCAGCGAUUCGGUUCUUGUAAGCUGGCUGCCCCCACUGCACCCCAACGGGAUCAUAUCCCAUUACACAGUCUACUAUCGGGAAGCUGGGAGAUUGGGCAAGCACUCAAGCUUUACAGUGACAGCAGACAAGAAAGCGGACAUGGAGCUGAUGUUCCAAGUGAGAAACCUCCUGGAGAACCAGCUGUACGAGUUCUGGGUGUCAGCCACCACGGGUUCUGGAGAGGGGGAGUCUACUUUGGUUGUCGGGCAGGGGCCGAGUUCUAGGAUUCCAGCGCGCAUCGCCUCAUUCGGCCGCACGGUCCGCGUCGCCGCGCGCGCCAGCGCCGUGCUGUGGUGCUCGUGCGUGGGCGCGCCCGCGCCGCGCUCGCGCUGGCAGCACCGCGCCGCGCCCGUCACCCACCACGCCUACUACCAGGUGUCGCACUCCGGACAUCUGCACAUCCGAGAGGUGAACGAGCAAUCAUCAGGCAACUUCACCUGCACAGCCAGCAACACGAUCGGGGAAGACUCCAUCGUGUACGUGGUAUCGGCGGUCCUCCCACCACCGGCGCCUACGUUGUCUCUUCAGUACACUACACCUUCCAGCAUCAAACUGCACUGGCAGAUGCCGUCCGAUACUACAGACCCGAUACUGGGUUACCUAUUACACUACAAGCAAGCCUCAGAAGCUGAUUGGCACACCGUUGAACUAUCCUCGGAGGCGACUUCCUUCACCAUGGACAUGCUGAAGUGCGGUACCACCUACAAUGCCAAGAUACAAGCGAGAAAUAAGAUCUCCAUUGGACCACCGAGUGAAGUUCUCACCGUCAAUACAAGAGGAGGGCGCCCCAAACCUCCGAAGCCUGAGGACCACGUGUACAUGAACUCGACAGCAAUCAAGAUAAAUUUCUACGCGUGGAGAGACAGCGGCUGUCCUAUACUCGGCUUUCGCGUGUCUUACAGGAGAACCGGGACUGAGCACUGGAUCAAGGUGGGGGACGGUCUAAGCUCAGCCAGUCACGUGGUGGGGGAUUUAUCCCCCGGGACGUGGUACGAGCUGGCCGUGGAGGCCUACAGCGACGCGGGCGCCGAGAGGGUCACUCUGAGGGCCGACACGCAUACCCUGACUGGAGGUCGCAUCCCCCCCCUGAAGCCGUCGUCGGCGUGGGCGGGCGGCGCGCGGGCGACGUCGCUGCGCGCCGUGGUGGCGUGGAGCGCGGCCGGCGCCGUGCUGGUGCUGCUUGCGCUCGCCGCUUUGCUGUGUCUGCUGCACGGGAGGCGAAGAUUCUUCUGUAUUUCAAGCGACCACUACAUGAGAGACGACAGGAAAUUAAGCGAGAGUAAUGAGGCGGAGAGAGAAAAGCUGAGAGAGGGACAGAAACUCUACUCUUCUUCGUCUAUCAACGGCAACGAGAAGUCUAAUGAUGACUCCUCAGCAGAGCUGUACGAGAUAAGCCCGUACGCCACGUUCGGCGCGCCGGCCGCGCACUCGCUGCAGCUGCGCGUGCGCGCGCGCCGCGACGACGACGCCGCGCCGCCGCGCCGCGCGCACCGCCACAGGGCCUGCGAACAUUACCGAUAUGAGGAAUCGAGCCUGUCUAAAUGCUCGACAGUGGAGGCGCGUCACCGGCUGCGGGCGGCGCCUCCAACGUGGCGGGACCGGGAUCACACCGACUCGGACGACAAUAGCGACAGCGCUGCUAAUACUACCACUAAAGGUUCAGGUGGGUCCCCAUGCGGCAGCACAUAUGGGAGUGGGCGGCGUAGCGCGCGCACCACCAGCAGUGGAGGUCUAAACGGGAGCGAUGGCCAUUCAGGGUGCUUCGCUCCGGUUCCUGCUGAUAUAUCUUCUUUAAUAGACAAAUAUCAACAGCGAAAAGAACAAGAACGUCGGGAAUGUACCAUCCACGUGUAACAUUCCAAGGUCCAUUGUAGUUGUAGAAAUUAAGUUCUGAAAUCGAAAAGGCUCUACAUGAUUCUAAUCUCUUUCCUAUCCAUGCUUUGUAAGAAAUUAUUGCUAACAGGCCAUAAACAAAUGAAAAGGCUUAAAUUGUUUUGUGAUGUCACUUUUUGUGACUCCUUAUUUAUUAGUGUUAACAAAAUUGUUAUACAAUGUAUGUAAAGUAUAGAAUAAUGUGAUUUAAUCAAACAUGCUAUUAAUUAACAACAGUUAACACUGUUAACUGUUAAGAUAAAGUUACAGGUUGUAAAUAUUAGUCCAUUGUAAGCUUCAUUUACUUAUUUAUUUUGUUGUGAGAUUAUUUAGAUACCUACGUUUACUUAUUUAUUCUUUAUUGUAGCCAUUACUAUUUGUUAAGUACAUUAAGUGGACAUUAUUAUUUAUUUUUUAUAACAAAAGCCAUGUGAUGGCUAUAAACACUUAACUUAAAAAAUCCUAUAUGUUUGUUAUUUAAUGUACCUGUUAGUUAAA
This is a messenger RNA of Amyelois transitella, 6126 nucleotides long. It is a transcript of the gene Dscam3, whose product is annotated as cell adhesion molecule Dscam2. Gene Ontology annotation, biological process: cell-cell adhesion. Lineage: Eukaryota; Metazoa; Arthropoda; Insecta; Lepidoptera; Pyralidae. Gene Ontology annotation, molecular function: protein binding. The transcript is spliced from 39 exons. Bases 1 to 5610 code for a protein of 1869 amino acids. The record is from RefSeq and is a predicted model, not a curated record.